This is a messenger RNA of Haemonchus placei, 1539 nucleotides long. The record is from the annotation of a GenBank genome assembly. NCBI's taxonomy places the organism in Eukaryota, Metazoa, Nematoda, Chromadorea, Rhabditida, Trichostrongylidae.
AUGCAAUCUUGUCCGAAACCCCCUUCCAUCAAAUUUAUCCUAUCGUAUUUGAUUGUUCACUUGCAUUUUAACUUACAGGCUCCUGCCGGAGAUGGACCGCAAACCGAGGAUCGUUAUAUGGUUUACUCAAAUAUAACUCAAAAGGUGGAUCACUUCGGUAAUUAUUCUUCAACAUGGAAGCAGCGCUACCAGUACAACUCGAAGUUCUACAAUGCAUCCAAUGGCAUAGUGUUUCUGAUGCUUGGAGGAGAAGGUUCGAUUUCGCCGCCAGGCGAUAAAUGGGUUAGAGAUGAGAGCAUCACCAUGAUGCAAUGGGCUCAGAAAUACGGCGCGGCUGCAUUCCAAGUUGAGCAUCGUUUCUACGGACCCCAGGAGAACACACCGUUCGGCAAACAGGACACAGAAUCUUUGAAACUUCUCACCAUAGACCAGGCCCUCGCAGAUAUCAAGGAAUUCAUCCAGCAGAUGAAUGAUCUGUAUUUCAAAGGAACGAAUACAAAAUGGGUGACAUUCGGUGGCUCCUAUCCAGGAUCCUUGUCCGCCUUUUACCGAGAAACCUACCCGAGCACCACCAUUGGAGCGGUAUCAACGUCUUCGGCGGUGAACGUCUUCGUCGAUUACUACGGGUAUCUGCAGAACACCGAAGCCAACUACAGGGCGCAAGACAAAAACUGCGCCACCAGCAUGGCCACAGCGUUCACGAAUAUGCAAAAUCUGUUCUUCAGCGGAACUGCUGGAAGAGGAAAACUGAAGAGCAAAUUCAACCUGUGCGACGAUUUCGAUGAGCAAAACCUCUCGAAGGCAAAGCAGUUCUUCUUUUCAAACGUCAUCAGCUAUUUCCAAGGGAUAAACCAGUAUUCUGGUGACAACAGGAAUACUGCCACCCGAAAUGGACUGGGAAUACCCAAGGCUUGCGAGAUCAUGACGAACACUUCAUUGGGGGAUGAAAUGGACAGGGUCAAACUUGUCGUGAGUGAAAACAUUCCAUAUGGCAAUAGUUGCUUCUGCAGCAACCUGACUUUCAUUUCCAUUUUUUAUAUCGCAACGCGCAGUUGGAUAUGGCAAACGUGCACUGAACUGGGCUAUUUUCAGACGACCGACUAUGGAACCAACUCAAUAUUUGGGAGUACAAUACCAAUAGACUUUUUCUCUGAUCAAUGCAUCGAACUGUUCGGUCCGGACUACACUCUUACUGAAACCUAUAGGCGUGUAGACAUCGUCAGCAAGAAGUACGGAGGAGCGACUGACUACAGGGGUAACAAGGUCGUAUUCCCGAAUGGCUCCAUUGAUCCAUGGAAAUCACUAGGACUUCUCGUUGGGAACUCUGACAACGAUAUAGACGCAUUCUUGAUUGAUGGUACGGCUCACUGUGCCGACAUGUAUCCCGCCUCACCUAAUGACAAGCCAUCAUUGACAGCAGCUAGGUCUCGAAUCCUGAAGAACCUGGAUCGAUGGAUCCAAGAUGCUUUAUCCCCAACAGGUAUUGCGGCGAGUGCGACACGCCGUUCAGGGAGGAGGAGAUUCCAACCCUGCACAUAG